UUCAGUCGUAUGUGCUUUGUGGCUGUAAGUAUCUUAGCAGAAUUGGCGGUUUUUAUCAAUGGAACAUUAAUUACAGUUUGCUCGUAAUGUGAUUGGAACAGGCAUAAGAAAAAACAAAUUGCCUGUUGAUUGUUUUGACAGAUUGAAAAGGACAACAAAACAAAGAAUUUCUAAUUGUAUUGUAAUUAAAAACUAAGACAUGUCUGAAGGAAAAGACCUAAUUGUAAAAAGGACAAUUUAUGCAGGUAGUAAAACACCAGAUUUCCGAGAUGGUACCAAGAUUCAUUUCCAUUUUCAAUCAAAAUUAUGCGAUAACGAACAAACUAUGAUAGAUGAUUCAAGAAAAAUGGGCAAGGGCGAACCCUUGUACUUAGUAUUGGGGAAAAAGUUCCAGUUAGAAGUGUGGGAAGCCAUCCUGCAGAAAAUGGCUAUCAAUGAAGUUGCCUCCUUUAAAGUUGAUAAAAGUCUAGUCAUGGAGUAUCCAUUUGUAUCGAAAACAUUGAGAGAUCACAACAAUCCAAAGGAUGAAAGAAAGAAAAACCACUGUUGUGCAAUGACCCUUCAGAAUGAGGGAGUUGGGUAUGAUGACCUGAAUGAAUUGUUGAAAAAUCCAUCUGAUCUAGAAUUCACAAUGGAGGUGGUGAAAGUUGAACAACCUGAAGAGUAUGAAAAAGAAUCUUGGCAGAUGGAAGACAGUGAAAAAUUGGAAAUGGUGCCAAAACUAAAAGAGCAAGGCAACAAGGAAUUUCAAAAGAAAAACUAUGCAAAAGCUGCAGAAUGUUAUUUUAAGGCCAUUGGAAUGUUAGAGCAACUCAUGCUAAAGGAGAAACCUUAUGACACAGACUGGACCAACUUAGAUAAGCAAAAAGUUCCUAUUCUUUUGAACUAUGCACAAUGUAAACUUUUUGAAGGGGACUACUAUGCUGUUAUUGAACAUUGCACUGAUGUUUUGAAAUCUGAUAAAGACAAUGUCAAGGCAUAUUUCAGAAGAGCAAAGGCUCAUUCUGCAGUUUGGAAUGUGGAAGAAGCCAAAAAGGAUUUUAAUAAUGCCUUGGAUCUAGAUAAUACAUUGGCGACUGCGGUGAAAAAGGAGCUAGCUGAUUUAGGAAAACGAGUAAAGGAAAAAGAAUGUGUACAGAAAGAAAAACUCAAAAAACUCUUCAACUGAAAUUGUUAUAACGUCCAAAUAUUAUAUAUUUAAUUAUAUUUAUUGUAUAUAGAGUAGAAGUCCAAUGUGUGUAUAAAACGUUUUAUGACAAAAAUAUUAUAUACUAUAUGUACAAAUUGUAGUCUAAAAAAAUACCAAUAAAAAGAAAUCAAUAUAAAUAAUAUUAUGGCAUUUGUGAGGACGCAACUUUAGUAAUAGUAUUGAUAAUUUCUUUAGUAGCCAAAUACUGUUUGGUCAUGUCUGCUAACUUGGCUUCCUUCUGGUUGAGCAUCUUCUGAAGUUCUUGAUUUUGCUGAAAAAUAAAUAGAACUUAGUAGAGUCAAUUAAUUUUUGAGUGUUCUUAUUCACCUUAUUGAUGUUCUCGAUGUUUUUAUUGGCAUUUUUAAUUUGUUCUUCCCUUUUCACAAGUUGUUUAUCCAUUUUGUUACAAUGCUCUUCCAACCUCUUUAUUAUCUGUUCUUUCUGUGCAUUUUGUUCUUCUAAUGUAGUUUUUAGGUCUGACAUUUGCUUCAUGGUUGCCUCCAAUUCUUUUUCCAAUUCCUUCAGAUUCUUUUCUAGUAAAUCUAUAAUAUAAAAUGUUGUCGAAUAAGAACGGG
This is a messenger RNA of Acanthoscelides obtectus, 1764 nucleotides long. The record is from the annotation of a GenBank genome assembly. NCBI's taxonomy places the organism in Eukaryota, Metazoa, Arthropoda, Insecta, Coleoptera, Chrysomelidae.